This is a messenger RNA of Oryzias melastigma (Indian medaka), 6281 nucleotides long. RefSeq names its product nuclear receptor coactivator 3. NCBI's taxonomy places the organism in Eukaryota, Metazoa, Chordata, Actinopteri, Beloniformes, Adrianichthyidae. Gene Ontology annotation, cellular component: nucleus. Gene Ontology annotation, biological process: cellular response to hormone stimulus; positive regulation of transcription by RNA polymerase II. The transcript is spliced from 23 exons. The record is from RefSeq and is a predicted model, not a curated record. Gene Ontology annotation, molecular function: nuclear receptor binding; protein dimerization activity. The coding region runs from base 221 to 4786 and encodes 1521 amino acids.
CUUCACGCUGGCUCCCUCCCGCUCCCUUCGCUCUGGGAGUGUUUCCCAUUUAAACACACACAGUAUUGCCGAAGAUGGCGGAGAGUUUGUAGAGGUGUAAAAGAAACUGAUGUAGUCAAUGAAAGCAGCAAAGCCGAAGCUGUGAAGACACUGAAGAAACAAGCCCUGAAUGGAGCUUCACUGGGGAUUGUACUGGCUAAGGUGCUGAAAUGCGCUGAAGAUGAGCGGCAUAGGAGACAACUCGUUAGAGCCGCUGUGCUCUGACCGCAAGCGGAAACUGUCCACCUGUGACACACCAGGAUUAGGGUGUGACAAGCGUCUGAGGGAACAGGAGAGCAAGUACAUCGAGGAGCUGGCCGAGCUCAUCUCUGCUAACCUCUCCAACAUUGACAGCUUCAACGUCAAACCUGACAAAUGUGCCAUCCUCAAGGAGACCGUGAGGCAGAUCAGACAAAUCAAAGAGCAAGGAAAGAGCUCUUGCAGUGACGACGAUGUGCAGAAGGCGGACGUGUCCUCUACCGGUCAAGGGGUCAUCGACAAAGACCAUCUGGGGCCUCUUCUCCUGCAGGCAUUAGAUGGCUUUUUGUUUGUGGUGAACCGAGAGGGGAGCAUCGUAUUUGUGUCGGACAAUGUGACGCAGUACCUGCAGUACAAGCAGGAGGAGCUGAUAAACACAAGCGUGUACAACAUUAUCCACGAUGACAACAGAGAGGAGUUUCACAAGAACCUCCCCAAGCCUAAUGCAUCCAAUGGGCAGUGGGGUGGGGAGGCCCCCCGACAGAAGAGUCACACCUUUAACUGUCGCAUGCUGGUCAACCACCUCGCUCACGGUGCCGGUCAUGGUUUGUCAGAAGACAGAGCGGGGGGCCAACGUUAUGAGACCAUGCAGUGUUUUGCCCUGACUCAGCCCCGCGCCAUGAUGGAGGAAGGAGAUGAUUUACAGUCGUGUAUGAUCUGCGUGGCCCGACGAAUUACUGCCGUGGAGAGGACGGAGAGGUUUACCACCCGACAUGAGCUGUCUGGUAAGCUAAUUGAAAUUGAACAACAGAGUACUCUUCAUAACACCAUGCGUCCCGGGUGGGAGGACCUGGUCAGACGCUGCAUGCAGAUGUUCCUCCACAGAAGUGAUGGUCAGCCCUGGUCUUACAAGCGCCAUUAUCAGGAUGCUUUCCACACCGGCCACGCUGAGACGCCGCUCUACCGCUUCUCACUCUCUGACGGCACACUGGUCACAGCUCAGACAAGGACGGACCUCUGCAGGAAUCCCAGCACCAAUGAGCCGCACUCAUUCCUGUCCACACACUUCCUGCAAAGGGAACACAAUAGUUAUCGCGGUAACCAGAGUGGCCCCAUGAGACCCCAGAACAUGGGCGUGAACAACCCCAACCAGCAGAUGAACAUGGGCCAAGGAGGAAGCAUGGGCAUGAACAGGGGCUACGGCAUGCCUGACCAGGCCAACAUGCCGCAAAGAGGAAUGGCCUCGUAUUCUGGGGGCGCUCGCAUGAACCCCAUGAACCAGAUGAAUCACAUGAACCCCAUGCAUCAGAUGAACAACAUGCACCAGAUGAACAACAUGGGUCAGAUGAAUCCCAUGCACCAAAUGAACCACAUGGGCUCCAUGAAUCAGAUGGGCCACCACGGCAUGCAUCAGCAGCACCAGCACGGGCAGAUGGGUCAGAUGCACGGAGGCUCUGGGGGUGGGGGGUUUGGGAUGGGUAUGACCAGCCCUCCUCAGUCAAGUCCUGGGAUCAACGGUCCUCCACACAACGUUUUGGGUUCCCCUAGAGUCAGAGGAAGCCCCAAGACUGGGGCCAGCCCGUUCUCACCUGGAGCCAUGAACUCACCAAUGAGCUCCACUCACUCUGGUAGCUCUGGAGGUGGAGGGGGCACCACCUUCUCCAGCAGCUCACUGAACGCCCUUCAAGCCAUCAGUGAGGGACUGGGCAAUCCAAUGCCCUCCCCCCUCACAUCCCCUCUUUCUCACAAGCCAGACAGCUCUCCAAGCAUCAAUUCUACCAAUCAGGAAGCAGGAGGCAAACCAGGCCUUCCACCAUACUCUGACUCCAAGAGCCCCGGCAGCUCCCUCAGGGCCGGCGGGGAGCAGCAGUCGCAGCAGCAUCCACAGACCCCCACCAGCGAAGGACCUCCUGACAAGCCGGACAGCCAGGCUUGCCUUGGUGGGGGAGAAGCCAACAGACGGGGCCCAGACAAGUGCAACAAGAAACUUCUGCAGCUUCUCACAUCCCCCACAGACGAUCUGGUGCCAUCCAAUCACCCUCAGAGCUCUGGAUCCAGCUCCACUCCGGACACAAAGGAUGGAGUCACCAGUCCCUCCUCCUCUACAGGAGUAUCCUCCUCUACAAGUGGGGGCCAUGGUGCCGUCUCUUCCUCAGGAAGUUCUGGACAUUUUCCGAGCCAGUCCUUGCAGGAGAAGCACAAGAUCCUACACAAGCUCCUGAAGGAUGGGAACACUCCGGAUGAAGUGGCUCAAAUCACUUUGUUGGCCACCGGCAAGAGCACUUUGGACUCAGGAACUCCAGAAGCGGGCCUCUCGUCUACCGGAGGGGAAAAGGGGUCUGAGGCGAAGAAGGAGCAGCACAGUCCGAAGAAGGAGAAACCCCACGCUCUUCUUCACUAUCUGCUCAACAAGGACGACUCUAAGGAAGCAGGCGAUAUGAAGCCAAAGCUGGAGGAUUUGGAUGGCCGAGGAGCUCCAGGAGCAGGAGUCACCAGCUCCGACCCCCAUGUUAUGGAUGGGAAGGUCAAGCUGGAGCCAUCUGAUGAGGCUGAGACUUUGGAGACAAUUUUAGGAGUCCGGCAGAACAAUUCCAGCUUCUACCCUGAACUGGACUCCAGAGCCACCAAGGAGAUGGCAAACAAACAGGGGUCUGUUCCUGAAAGUUUACAUGAGAGGGAGAGAGGCCCUAUGCUUCCAGCUCAGCGUGCAGCCUAUCAGAGAGCCUUGUCUGUGGAUUCCAAGCCCAUGGGUGGGGACAUGCCAGUAGGAGGAGGAGGGCUGGCGACCAGACGAAAUGUCCCCUGCCCCACACUGGUCAAACAGGAGAGCAUGGAAGCUCCGAUCCGACCUGGAACAAUGCCUAAUGGCUUUCCUGGAGGGAUGGGUGUUUGUCCACCAAGGGGGAAUCCAACAAGAGGUAUUGGUAGAGGAAUGGGCGCUCAUCAGCGCCCUCCCAUGGCAAGUCCAGGGGAAUGGGGGAUGCCGAGGUCUGGCGGGAGUGCGGCGGCCGGACCAGGACAUCCAGUUAUGGGUCGCCCUGGCCAAAUGGGAGGACCUAUGAUCAGCCGCUCCAUCAGCGCACCUGAAAACAUGCGGUCCAUACUGCAGCAGCAGCUCAUGGAUAUGGGUGCUAAUGAAUCGAAUAUGAGCAUGAGCCCCUUUGGCGGACAGGGCCCCCCUCCUCAGUCGCCAUCUUGGCCAGAUUCUGCCAUGGGAAUGGACCGACCUCAGACCAGCACAAACAGAGAACAGUUUCCACACCCCCUGGAGGAGCUCCUCGGACCUCUGCCCAGCAGCGAGGGUCCUGGAGACGACCGGGCUCUUCUAGACCAACUGGACUCUCUGCUCAACAACGCUGAUGUGAUUACUCUGCAGGAAAUCGAUAAAGCUCUGGGAAUCCCUGAAAUAGUUGGGCAGGCUCAUGGACCUGAAGGUCACCAGCUGGGUCAGGAUCAGGCUCAAGGCCACUGCCCCCCCUCAGAGGGCUUCUCCAGCAUGGACUCUUCUGCAGGGAUGGAUCAGAAAGCCAUGUACAGCCAGGGUUAUCCAGGACCUCCCUCCAUGGGAAUGCAGUCGGCUUAUGCUGGCAACACAGUGGCUCCCCCUGGAGGCUUCAACCCUAUGAUGAACCAGAUGGGCCCGACUGGGGCUUUUCCUGGCAUGGGGGCCAUGGGCAACCCUCGGGCAAAUAUGACGAGGCCUCGCAUGAUGACCGCCACCAAGCCUCUCCGCCUGCAGCUGCAGCAGAGACUGCAGGGGCAGCAGUUCAUGAACCAGACGCGACAAGGGUUAAAGAUGGAAAACGCCUCAGGAGGAAACCCCGGCAUGCGUCCAGGGAUGCAGCCGGGUAUGCAACCCGGAAUGCAGCCGGGUAUGCAACCGGGCAUGCCUUCUUUAGGGAUGAAUGUUCAGUCUGGUUUCGUGAACGCCCAGAUGCUGGCUCAACGCAACAGGGAGAUGAUGACCACCAUGCAGAUGAGGAGGCAGAGGAUGAUGAUGCUGAUGCAGCAGCAGCAGGGUCAGGCGGCAGCUGGAGGCUUCAGCCCCCCUCCCAAUGUCACAGCACCAGCAGGCAUGGAAAACCCUAUGGGCUCUCCCCCAAUAACCCAACCGGGUCAGCAGGGCUUCAACUAUGGAGGGAACUAUGGGAUGAACCAGCAGGGGGAGUCUUUCAUCCCUCCGGGUAGCAGUCCACCAGGACACUUGAUGCAGGGACGGAUGGGAGGUCCUCAGCAAAACGCCAUGAUGCCAGGGAUGCAGGGGAAUCCACAGGGGGGCCACGUGUACCCGUCAGAUAACAUGAAAGGCUGGCUGCAGGGCAACAUGGCACGCAACAACCCGUAUCCCCAGCAGCAGUUCCCCCAGCAGGGAAACCAGGGCCAGUUCGGAUCCAUGAUGAUGAACAACACGAUGGGCGGGCCUGGGCCGGGCAGUGGAUCCGCAGUGGGACAGAUGACCCAAAUGCCAGGGCAGAUGCAGGGGCAAAUGGGCAUGAACCCAAUGGGAAUGGGCAGAAUGCCAAUGGGACCUGAUCAGAAGUACUGCUGAGGACCAGGACCUGGACUCGAUGAGAAGUUCCUUUUUAGGAAAAAGUGACAGAAAACUGCACAGUGCGGCGGAGGAAAAGGGUCACAAAGACUCGCCGGUGCCCGGUUUCAUUCCCAGCUGAAGCCUGGCAUGCACAAAGAGAAAGCAGCUGCCUGGUGGGGGACUGGACCGAAGCUGUCCAGCAGCAUUCAGCGUCACAGCAGGACUCUGGUACCACUGGCUGUGGCUGCACUUUACUGCUUUGUGUGGAGGAGGGGGGGUAGAUUGAUGCAAUAUGAUUUCAUCCUUACAGCCUUACUAGAGAUUCAAUGCCUUCUCAAUGAUGGAUUUGUUUCCUUUUCUUGUCCUUCGAUUGCGCCUCAUUCUUAAGUCAUUGAAAGCUAUAAGCACACAGUUUACUAUGUAAUGCAGAUUUGAGCAAUAACUCUUGCCUCUAUGCUUUUGACUGUAACUGAGCAACAUAGUCCCUGUUGUCAGCAAAGAGAUGGUACUGCAGUAUUAGAUAUACUCUGUGAAUAUGAAUUGUAAAUAUGCUUUUAAAGGCCUGUUCUUGCACAGAGUAAGAGACUUGGUUUUAUUUUUGUCUUCAAAAGGUCAAAUAUGGAUUUUGGUUGAUUUGCUUCUUUUUUUGUGGAUUUUUGCUAAUUUGUAGGCACACUUGGGUUUCAGAUUUCCUGAUUGUCAUUUUCUAAAUGCAUUUAUUUUCCCCCAAAACCUUUUGUUAUGUGUUUAGCAAGGCACUUUCAACUUGUGUUAACGGUUAGAGCUUUUAUUCCUGAGUUUUUUUUUUUUUUUUCAAGGAAAUUGGUUUAGAGGAAAUCGGCACAAACCAGGUGAGCUGGGUCUGUGAGGUGUGCUAUGUGGGUUUAAUCUCCGCUCACCAACAAGCCUACUUACAAUAGUCUCCCACCACCUCUGUUAACUGUCUUCACCAUGUUGUUUUGAGUGUUUUCAACUUGCUGAAAUCUACCUUUUUAACAUGCGCAAUCCAAAGAUAUUUUUCCACAUCUGUGUAUAUUUUCUGAACUUUCUGGUGUACAUUUUUAAUGAGAAUCUUAUCUAUUAUUCUAAUGGUAAAUGGGUACAUAUCAUGGAUCUGUAAAAGCAUAGGACACGGAAGAUGUUGCUCCACUGUGGGAUGCCAAACAGAGCAACGUGAAGGUCCUGAAACUUGCCUCGAGCAGCAUGUUUUUUUUUUUUUUUUUUUACAUCCAGAGAAAUGCAUAUUUUUACUGUGAUCAAGAAAUACCAACUUUUAAACAUAUCAAUAUGUCAUCGGUUUUUCAGGAAGCAACUUCAUUUUAUUAUCAGAUUUUGUCACUUCAGGUAAAAAAGGAACUUUUCAAGUCAAAUGAAGUGCAAAAGAAAACAAAAGAUCUUUGGUUUUAUCUUUGUUUGGAGGUGAAAUAAGCUGUCAUUUUAAAGGAUGUAUAUUACAGAUUUUUCUUCUUUGUUGAUGUUGAUAUUGAUGUAAAUACAAAUUUAUAUUUAAACA